This is a messenger RNA of Quercus lobata, 438 nucleotides long. Its product is annotated as secreted RxLR effector protein 161-like. Lineage: Eukaryota; Viridiplantae; Streptophyta; Magnoliopsida; Fagales; Fagaceae. The transcript has a single exon. Bases 1 to 438 code for a protein of 145 amino acids. The record is from RefSeq and is a predicted model, not a curated record.
AUGAGUUCAUCCACAAAGCUUAAUCUUGAUCCUUCUGGGGAAGAAGUAAGUCCAACUUUGUAUAGGAGCAUCAUUGGGAGUUUGCUCUAUCUUACGGCAAGUAGACCGAAUAUUGCUUUUAGCGUGGGAGUUUGUGCUCGAUAUCAAGCCGCUACAAAGGAAUCCCACUUGACUGCUAUGAAGCGAAUCAUACGAUAUGUUAAUGGCACUCCGGAUUACGACUUGUGGUACUCAAAGGAUUCCAAUGCAUGCCUUGCGGGGUAUUUAAAUGCAGAUUGGGCUGGAAGUGUGGAUGACUGGAAGAGUACCUCAGGUAGCUGUUUCUAUCUUGGCAACAACCUUGUCUCUUGGAUGAGCAAGAAACAAAAUUCAGUGUCACUCUCUACGGCAGAAACAGAGUACAUAGCUACUGGGAGCUGCUGCACACAACUUCUCUAG